GCUUUGGGCCGUCAAUAUGGUUGCUGCGGCUGCCUGGCGGAGCGGACUCUGAUCCGUGGCGGAGGCGCAGCUUCUCUGCGGCAGCCGUCCCGCUUCCCCGCCCUCCCCCCGCCCCUCGCUGCUGUCCCUGGGGCGGGCGGGCUCCUUGCUUCAUGGGGGCGGGCCUCCGCGCCCGGCGCUCGGCUUCCUGUUCAGAGGCGCUCGGGCGGUAGGCGGCUGACUCUGCCCGCGCCCACCUCGGCGCGGCGACCGAGCCCCCCGGGAGGCUCCAGGGCCGCUGCGCCUCGCCCGACCCCGUGCCGCCAUGCCCCCCGUGCAGCUGGAGAACCACCAGCUGGUCCCGCCCGGAGGCGGCGGCGGAGGCAGCAGCGGCCCCGCGUCAGCGCCGGCGCCUCCUCCCCCUGGAGCCGCCGUGGCGGCGGCUGCUGCGGCCGCGGCGAGCCCCGGCUACCGGCUGAGCACCCUCAUCGAAUUUCUGCUGCACCGGGCCUACUCGGAGCUCCUGGUGCUGACGGACCUACUGCCAAGGAAAUCUGAUGUGGAAAGGAAAAUAGAAAUAGUACAAUUUGCUAGCCGGACACGUCAGCUCUUUGUUCGAUUACUAGCUUUAGUAAAAUGGGCCAAUAAUGCUGGCAAAGUGGAAAAAUGUGCGAUGAUCUCGAGCUUUUUAGACCAACAAGCCAUCUUGUUUGUGGACACUGCUGAUCGCUUGGCCUCAUUAGCUAGAGAUGCCCUGGUCCAUGCACGCCUUCCUAGUUUUGCCAUCCCGUAUGCCAUUGAUGUAUUGACUACUGGGUCUUACCCACGGUUGCCAACCUGCAUUAGGGACAAAAUUAUUCCUCCAGACCCGAUUACCAAAACUGAGAAACAAGCCACCCUUCACCAGCUGAACCAGAUCCUUAGACAUCGGCUUGUAACCACCGAUCUUCCGCCUCAAUUAGCAAAUCUUACUGUUGCAAAUGGCCGGGUGAAGUUUCGAGUUGAAGGAGAAUUUGAAGCCACCUUGACUGUAAUGGGAGAUGAUCCUGAGGUUCCAUGGCGUCUUCUCAAGCUAGAGAUUCUAGUAGAGGAUAAGGAAACAGGAGAUGGACGAGCCUUGGUUCAUAGCAUGCAAAUCAACUUUAUCCAUCAGCUGGUACAAUCUAGGCUCUUUGCUGAUGAGAAACCUCUUCAGGACAUGUACAAUUGCCUGCAUUCUUUUUGCUUGUCACUUCAGUUAGAAGUGCUACAUUCCCAAACUCUGAUGUUAAUCCGGGAGCGGUGGGGAGACCUUGUGCAGGUGGAAAGGUACCAUCCUGGGAAGUGCCUCUCCCUCUCCGUCUGGAAUCAACAGGUUCUUGGGAGAAAAACAGGAACGGCAUCUGUUCACAAGGUUACAAUUAAAGUCGAUGAGAAUGAUGGCUCGAAGCCUUUACAGAUUUUUCAUGAUCCUCCUUUGCCAGUUUCUGAUUCCAAAUUAGUAGAAAGAGCCAUGAAGAUUGACCACUUAUCAAUAGAAAAGCUCCUGAUUGACAGCGUGCGUGCACGAGCGCAUCAGAAGCUCCAGGAACUGAAGACCAUUCUUAGAGGCUACAAUGCCAAUGAAAACUCUUCCAUAGAGACUGCACUUCCAGCUCUUGUUGUUCCCAUCUUGGAGCCCUGUGGUAAUUCGGAGUGUCUACACAUUUUUGUGGAUUUGCAUUCUGGAAUGUUCCAAUUGAUGCUUUAUGGACUUGAUCAGGCCACUUUGGAUGACAUGGAGAAGUCUGUAAAUGAUGAUAUGAAACGGAUUGUUCCUUGGGUUCAACAACUUAAGUUUUGGCUUGGACAACAGCGUUGCAAACAAUCUAUAAAGCAUCUGCCUACAAUAAGCACUGAAACAUUGCAGCUGUCCAAUUACUCAACUCAUCCUAUUGGAAAACUUUCUAAAAAUAAGCUGUUCAUUAAACUCACUCGCCUUCCGCAGUACUACAUUGUUGUAGAGAUGCUGGAGGUUCCCAAUAAACCCACGCAGCUGUCGUACAAGUACUACUUCCUGUCCGUGAGCGCAGGGGAGCGUGAGGACGGCCCUGUCAUGGCCCUCCUGCUGCAGCAGUUCAAGGACAACAUCCAGGAAUUGAUUUUCCGGACAAAACCCGGGAAACCGCCCAGAACCGGCACCAAGCGCAAGCUGUCUGAUGACACGUGUCCACUAGAACCUAAGAAAACCAAACGUUCAGGAGAAAUGUGUGCCUUCAAUAAAAUCCUAGCUCACUUUGUCGCUGUGUGUGAUACAAACAUGCCAUUUGUAGGACUUCGGUUGGAGCUGUCCAAUCUGGAGAUUCCCCACCAAGGAGUGCAGAUGGAAGGCGAUGGCUUCAGCCAUGCGAUCCGCUUAUUGAAAAUCCCCCCCUGUAAGGGUGUAAGUGAGGAAACCCAGAAGGCGCUGGACCGCUGUCUCCUCGAUUGCACUUUCCGAUUGCAAGGAAGAAAUAACCGCACGUGGGUGGCAGAGUUAGUGUUUGCAAAUUGUCCGCUUAAUGGCACUUCUACCAGGGAACAAGGACCAUCCCGGCAUGUUUAUCUAACAUAUGAAAACCUGUUGUCUGAACCCGUUGGUGGCAGGAAAGUGGUGGAAAUGUUCCUUAAUGACUGGAACAGCAUUGCACGAUUAUAUGAGUGUGUGUUGGAAUUCGCACGUUCUCUACCAGACAUACCUGCUCAUCUAAAUAUUUUCUCAGAAGUUCGUGUUUAUAAUUAUCGAAAACUUAUCUUAUGUUACGGAACCACCAAAGGAAGCUCAAUUAGUAUCCAGUGGAAUUCGAUACAUCAGAAAUUCCACAUUUCUUUGGGAACUGUUGGUCCAAACUCAGGUUGCAGUAACUGUCACAAUACCAUUCUCCAUCAGCUUCAAGAAAUGUUCAACAAAACACCAAAUGUGGUUCAGUUACUACAGGUACUGUUUGAUACUCAGGCUCCGUUAAACGCCAUCAACAAACUCCCCACUGUGCCCAUGUUGGGCUUGACCCAGAGAACCAACACUGCCUACCAGUGCUUCUCCAUCCUGCCGCAGUCAUCCACCCACAUCAGACUGGCCUUCAGGAACAUGUACUGCAUUGACAUCUACUGCCGGAGCCGGGGCGUGGUGGCCAUACGGGAUGGUGCCUAUAGUCUCUUUGACAAUAGCAAGUUAGUUGAAGGAUUUUAUCCUGCACCAGGACUAAAGACCUUCCUGAAUAUGUUUGUUGACAGCAAUCAGGAUGCGCGGAGAAGAUCUGUAAAUGAGGACGAUAAUCCGCCUUCUCCCAUAGGAGGAGACAUGAUGGAUUCUCUAAUCUCCCAACUGCCGCCACCUCAGCAACAGCCAUUUCCCAAGCAGCCAGGAUCAUCAGGCGCUUAUCCUCUUACUUCACCUCCUACAUCUUACCAUAGCACAGUUAGUCCGUCUCCCUCUAUGAUGCACACACAGUCUCCAGGAAAUCUGCAUGCUGCCAGCUCCCCCAGUGGGGCUUUGAGAGCCCCGUCACCAGCGUCAUUUGUUCCAACUCCUCCCCCCUCCUCGCAUGGACUCUCUAUAGGACCAGGGGCCAGCUUUGCUAGUCCACAUGGAGCCCUGGACCCCAGUUCUCCUUACACUAUGGUGUCACCAAGUGGGCGAGCAGGGAACUGGCCAGGCUCUCCUCAAGUGUCUGGCCCCUCACCAGCAACACGGUUACCUGGGAUAUCACCAGCCAACCCAUCACUACACUCUCCAGUUCCAGACGCUUCUCAUUCCCCUCGAGCUGGGACAAGUUCCCAAACGAUGCCAACCAACAUGCCCCCACCUCGCAAACUACCUCAGCGCUCCUGGGCAGCCUCCAUACCCACCAUCCUCACUCAUAGUGCCUUGAACAUUUUACUGCUGCCCUCCCCGACGCCAGGCCUCGUGCCUGGCCUGGCUGGUAGUUACCUGUGUUCUCCGCUUGAAAGAUUCCUGGGAUCGGUCAUCAUGAGAAGGCACCUUCAAAGAAUCAUCCAGCAGGAAACGCUACAGCUGAUAAAUUCCAACGAACCUGGGGUGAUCAUGUUUAAGACGGACGCGCUGAAAUGCAGAGUAGCCCUUAGUCCCCAAACCAACCAAACGCUUCAGCUGAAAGUGACCCCCGAGAACGCAGGACAGUGGAAGCCGGACGAACUUCAAGUUUUAGAGAAAUUCUUUGAAACAAGAGUAGCCGGGCCGCCGUUCAAAGCCAAUACGUUAAUAGCCUUCACCAAGCUGUUAGGCGCUCCUACGCACAUCCUCAGAGACUGUGUGCAUAUCAUGAAACUGGAGCUGUUUCCUGACCAGGCAACGCAGCUAAAGUGGAACGUUCAGUUUUGCCUGACGAUCCCUCCCAGCGCCCCGCCCAUCGCACCUCCUGGGACGCCUGCUGUGGUGCUGAAAUCCAAAAUGCUCUUUUUUCUUCAACUAACCCAGAAGACGUCGGUCCCUCCCCAAGAACCUGUUAGUAUAAUAGUUCCCAUCAUUUAUGACAUGGCUUCAGGUACCACCCAGCAGGCAGACAUUCCCAGGCAGCAGAACUCUUCUGUUGCUGCGCCCAUGAUGGUCAGCAACAUUCUGAAGAGGUUUGCAGAGAUGAACCCACCGCGACAAGGUGAAUGCACAAUAUUUGCAGCUGUUCGUGAUUUAAUGGCUAAUCUUACACUGCCCCCUGGUGGGCGUCCAUAGACACUAUUGUUUUUAAACCAGGAAGGCUGACAAAUGAGACAAAACAACACAAAAAAAGUCUGAAUUCAGCCUUCAGUUUAAAAAAGGAAAAGGACUUUUUUUUUUUACUUUGAGCUAAAUAUUCUAAACUUGCAAAAAUUUUCAGGGUGCACUUCAUCAAACCAUCAAUCUUUUGUAUAGUGAACUUGUAAAGUGUGUUUAAAUGGGACACGUUUCAAACUAGGUAAAUACAUCAGUGUCUCGCUUGCCAAUCUUAGAUUUAAUAUUCUGUUUUAUACUAUAAAGUUACGGAAAUGCCAAACUUGUUUAUUUAAUUGUUUUCCUAUGUUUUGGGUGUAAUAGUCCUUUUUUGGUUUUUGUUUUGUUUUUUUAAGGCAGGUCUGUCGUUUUGAAUACUGUAAAACUGUGAUAAACUUUAUAUGAAGCUGUAUUUUAAUAUGACCACUUUGAAUCCUUACAUGAAUAUGUUCUGGGAGCUGUUAUUAAAAAAAAAAAAAAAAAACAUCCCAAAGAAGCAAUAUUUAAUAAAACUAGAGGUUUAAAAAAA
This is a messenger RNA of Pipistrellus kuhlii (Kuhl's pipistrelle), 5213 nucleotides long. RefSeq names its product mediator complex subunit 14 (gene MED14). The record is from RefSeq and is a predicted model, not a curated record. Lineage: Eukaryota; Metazoa; Chordata; Mammalia; Chiroptera; Vespertilionidae. Gene Ontology annotation, molecular function: transcription coregulator activity. The coding region runs from base 305 to 4666 and encodes 1453 amino acids. Gene Ontology annotation, cellular component: core mediator complex; mediator complex. The transcript has 31 exons. Gene Ontology annotation, biological process: regulation of transcription by RNA polymerase II.